UCGUAAUUUGCAUGUGGAUGAACAUAAUCAAAUUAGAUAACGUCUUGUCGGAUUUCAGGAUCAUCAGUAACACAAAGGGAAAUCAUGUGUUAGAUUGACGUUGUCGUCUGCGGGAUUCAUCACCGACUGUAUUACUGCAUCCAUCACCGUCGCGUUUCGGAAUCAGCUGCAGCACUGAUAUGAUAAAAUCGAUCACAAUAGUAGUUUGAUAAUACGAGGAAAGCUAGCUAGAUCGAAACUAAGGGACAAUGAGUUCGUUCUCGAGUUUAGGGGGCUCGCUGGAUUUCGACAGAGAUGUGCCGCUCAGCGACAGGCUCAAAGUCUUCAAAUCCACGAAUUACGACCCCGAAUCCUAUGUCACCACCCACUGCAGCAACCUGAGCGAAAAGGAAAUUAGGCACCUCUGCAUGCACCUUGUGAGCUUGAAGAAGGCGUCUGCCGAAGAGAUGCGGAAAAGUGUUUACGCCAAUUAUGCAUCAUUUAUAAGAACGUCAAGGGAAAUUUCUGAUCUGGAAGGGGAGCUUGUUUCCUUGAAAAAUCUUCUAUCUUCGCGUGCAAAUAUCAUUCACAGCAUAGCUGAUGGAGUUCGAGUUGAGUCCUUGAACGACAGAACUGAUUAUGGGGAGGAUGCUGUCCAUUUUGAAGAUAGAGAGCCUACAAAAACUGAUAAGUGGUUGUCACAAUAUUUGGAGGACCUUGAAGUCCUGCUGGCUGAGAGACGAGUCGAAGAAGCUUUAGCUGCACUAGACGAAGGUGAAAAUGUAGCAGAGGAGGCUAGGGAGAGUGGGUCAAUGACUCCCUCAGCGUUUUUGUCAUUGGGAAACUCUAUCAUGGAAAACAGGCAGAAAUUAGCAGAUCAAUUAGCAGAGUCAACCUGCCAACCCUCAAUAAACGGCUUUGAACUCCGUUCAUCAGUGCAAGCUAUGAAGCAACUCGGAGAUGGCCCCCGAGCACAUACAGUACUGCUCAAGUGUCAUGAGCAAAAAUUGCACAGAAACAUGCAGUCUCUCAACCCGUCAUCUCAUGGAACAGCAUACAUAACCGCGCUAUCACGUCUAGUUUUCUCAACAAUCGCUCAGGCAGCAAACGAUUCUUUAGCUAUAUUCAGUGAUGAGCCAGCUUUUACAUCCGAGCUUGUAACUUGGGCCGUCAAUCAGACACAUGCUUUUGCUCAGCUUGUCAAGAAAAAUGUUGUAGCCGCCCCAGCAGCAUCAGGAUGCCUAAGGAUAGUUGCUGAAUCUGUUCAUAUAAGCUUGGAGCACUGCUUGUUGCUAGAAGACCGUGGAUUGGCCCUUUGUCCCACGCUCUUGAAAAUCUUCAAGCCUUACCUGGAACAGGCCCUUACUGCCAACUUAAAAAGAAUUGAGCUAUGUACAGCAGCAAUUGCUGCUUCCGAUAAUUGGUCACUCACUUAUCCACCUGUUGCUGGCCGUUCCUGGGGUGGUUCUGCCGGUAGUAGUGUUGGAUUCCAGCAAAAGCUUUCGAGCAGUGCUCAUAGAUUCAAUACAAUGAUUCAGGAGCUUUGCGAGGAUAUUGGCUCUCUUGAAAUCUUGCAGCUAUCUGAGCAAGCUUUGGAAGGCGUGUUGCACUCGUUUAACUCAUUCGUUAACUUGAUGAUAAACGCGUUUCCUAGUUCUGCGGAGACUGAAAACUUGGAGGGAACUGGGAGAAGAAUAGUUAAUUUGGCAGAGACUGAAACUCAACAGUUAUCUUUGCUGGCUAACGCAGUGUUGUUAGCUGAUGAGCUUCUUCCACGUGGAACGAUCAAGUUCUGCUCCAACACCAGAAGUGGUGAUCAGUCCCGGAGGGCUUCAGAGAAGCGUCCUCCUGAGCAAAGAGAACUGAAGCGAAGGCUCCAACGCUUUGUUGACCAACUGAGAGAUAGCUUCUGCCGCCAACAUGCCCUUGAGCUCAUAUUCACCGAUGAUGGAGGUGUCCGUCUAAGUGCUGAUAUCUACUUGAGUAUGGAUGAAAGCACAGCGCAGCCUGAAUGGUUCCCGUCUCCUAUUUAUCAGGAACUAUUUGUAAAAUUGACGCGGUUAGCAAGCAUAGCAUCAGAUGUUUUCGUAGGAAGAGAGAGGUUCGGAACUGUUCUGUUAAUGAGACUCACAGAGACUGUCAUCCUGUGGUUUUCUGAAGAUCAAAACUUCUGGGAGGAGCUGGAAGCUGGACAGAGGAGUCUAGGACCACUUGGGCUUCAACAGUUCUAUUUGGACAUGGAGUUUGUGAUACUGUUUUCAUCUCAAGGGCGUUACUUGUCACGGAAUCUGCAUCAAGUGAUGAAGAACGUUAUCAGUAGAGCUAUUGAAGCAGUUCAGGCAAAUGGAAUUGAUCCAUUCAGCGUGCUGCCGGAGGAUGAAUGGUUCGCUGAUGUUGCUCAAAUAGCGAUAAAAAUGCUUACUGGCCCACCCAGUUUCGAAGGAGAUCGUGACGGGAGCAGUCCAACAGCAAAAUCUGUGUCUUCUGUCCAUUCUCACGGAAGUACAUAGUAUCAUCACAAAGUUGCGAUAAACAUCCCCAUUAGCUAUAGAGAAUCACGAGCAUCAACAUCUAAGUUCUAGAUCCAAGUGGUCUUCUCAGGUUCUUUAGCGUUGUUCUUGAGAAUGAGCCGCUUUGCCCAUUCCUUAAAGAUGUUUUCAUGGGAUCUGGUCCACAAAUAAUUUAUUAGUCUGGUUCUGACAAAUGAGUCUAUCAAGUCCUUUAGCUAUGUUUUUGAGGAAUGAUCCAAUCUGACCCAUUCUUUAUCGAGUAGUCUUUAGAAGAUUCUUAUCCAGCAAAGUUUUUUUUUCUUUAUUCUUGUUUCGAUGAACAAUUAUUGAGUCCUCGGAUUAGCUGCUCUAUUCAGAUGUGGAAAACCAGAUCAUGUUCAGUUCUCAUUACCUUGAGAAUGUAAGAACAAAGUUUUCAUGGUA
This is a messenger RNA of Sesamum indicum (sesame), 2912 nucleotides long. RefSeq names its product exocyst complex component EXO84A. Gene Ontology annotation, cellular component: exocyst. Gene Ontology annotation, biological process: Golgi to plasma membrane transport; exocytosis; intracellular protein localization. The record is from RefSeq and is a predicted model, not a curated record. Lineage: Eukaryota; Viridiplantae; Streptophyta; Magnoliopsida; Lamiales; Pedaliaceae.